This is a messenger RNA of Macadamia integrifolia, 3343 nucleotides long. RefSeq lists its product as uncharacterized. Gene Ontology annotation, molecular function: sugar transmembrane transporter activity. Gene Ontology annotation, biological process: transmembrane transport; carbohydrate transport. Lineage: Eukaryota; Viridiplantae; Streptophyta; Magnoliopsida; Proteales; Proteaceae. The transcript has 37 exons. Bases 93 to 3158 code for a protein of 1021 amino acids. Gene Ontology annotation, cellular component: membrane. The record is from RefSeq and is a predicted model, not a curated record.
UAGCCCUUCUCAUCAAUCUUUGGAAACUUCCCUUUUAACUUGUUUUCGCCAAAUCUGAUUCUACUCUUAUUUUGAGGAGAUAGUAUACAGAGAUGGGCAUUGAACAGGAUAUGGAAAAUGGUGACAGGAGAUUGCUGCUGGAAGAGUUAAGAGAGCCCCUUACAAAGCACUCCAAGGAUGAAUCGGCCAGUAUAGGAGAAGAUGAAGAAGCAGCUUUCCGCAAAAGCAGAAAGGAAAGUCGCUGGAUGCUUUACUUGAGCACAUUUGUGGCUGUUUGUGGCUCUUUCGAGUAUGGGGCUUGUGUGGGUUAUUCAUCACCAACACAGUCUGCUAUUAGGAAGGAGGUCAAUCUAUCACUGGCAGAGUACUCAGUGUUUGGCUCCAUCUUGACAUUUGGCGCAAUGAUUGGUGCAAUCAUGAGUGGGCUAAUUGCAGAUCUUAUCGGUCGGAAAGGGGCAAUGAGAAUUUCAGCCAUUUUCUGCAUUGCAGGGUGGCUUCCCAUCUACUUUGCCAAGGGAGCCCUGUCACUGGAUAUUGGCAGGAUGUCCUUGGGAUAUGGAAUGGGAAUCUUUUCCUAUGUGGUACCAGUGUUCAUAGCUGAAAUAGCGCCCAAAGAUCUCCGAGGAGGCCUAACAUCAGUCAAUAUGCUUAUGGUCUGCUGUGGAAUCUCUAUCUACUUCAUUAUAGGGACAGUUCUGACAUGGCGAACGUUGGCUCUAGUUGGGCUUGUCCCAUGUAUUAUCCUGCUUUUGGGCCUCUUUUUCAUUCCAGAGUCUCCCAGAUGGCUGGCAAAGAUGGGAUACCAGAAAGAAUUUGUUUCUGCUCUACAACAACUUCGUGGCAAGGAUGCUGAUAUCUCCGUGGAAGCAGCUGACAUUGUGGAUUAUGUGGAAAGUAUUCGAAAGCUCCCUAAAGCCAAAAUGGUGGAUUUGAUUCAAAGAAGAUACUUGCGCUCGGUCAUUAUUGCAGUUGGACUCAUGCUAUUUCAACAAUUUGGGGGAAUUACAGGAGUCUCCUUUUAUGUUAGCGAGGUUUUUGUAACUGCAGGAUUUCCUUCUGAUGUUGGCACCGUAUCUUAUGCUUGUCUUCAGGUUAUAGUAACUGUACUGUGUGCAAUCUUGAUGGAUAAAGCUGGAAGAAGAUUCCUUCUACUGGUUUCUGCUUCGGGCCUGGUCGUAGGCUGCAUACUAGUUGGGACUUCCUUUUAUCUGAAGGACAAAGAAUUGGCACCUGCGGUAGCCCCUCUACUUGCUGUAAUUGGAAUGAUGGUAUAUAUAGGAUCUUUCUCAGCAGGAAUGGGAGUAACUCCUUGGGUUAUAAUGUCUGAGAUAUUCCCAAUAAAUGUUAAAGGAACGGCGGGCAGCUUGUCAACAUUGGUGAACUGGAUUGGGGCGUGGGCAGUUUCUUAUGCCUUCAACUUUCUAAUGAGUUGGAGCUCCUAUGGUACUUUUUUCCUCUUCGCGGCAAUUAAUGUAAUAGCUAUCCUGUUUGUGGCCAAGUUAGUGCCCGAAACAAAGGGACGAACACUGGAGCAAAUUCAGGCUGCCAUUAACACUGUGCAGUUGCAAUCUAUUGCAGUGGAAUGGAUAGAUCCCACUAAAGUCGUAAAAUCUAAGAUUACAGCAAUGGGUUUGCAACUCAAAGAAAAGAAAAAUCUGGAAAAAAUGAAAAUGGGAAGAGAAGGGCUCGAGGAAUCGAAGGUUGCAGAGCCCUUGAUCGGAAAAGAAGAGCUCCAAAUUUACGUUGGUAGUGCUGACCCUUCUGAAUUCAAGAGAGUUGAGAGGGAGGGAUCAUCAUCGUCGUCUUCUUCUUCCUCCAUUUUCCUUGUGAUACUCGCCACCUUCAUUGCCGUCUCCGGCUCUUACGUUUUCGGGACCGCUGUUGGGUUUUCAUCACCUGCACAAUAUGGAAUCAUGAAAGACCUCGACCUUACUGUUGCAGAGUACUCAGUCUUUGGUUCAAUAUUGACAAUUGGAGCUAUGGUAGGUGCCUCCAUAAGUGGCUGGAUCACAGAUCUUAUCGGUCGAAGAGGUGCAAUGGGCGUCUCAGAUAUUUUCUGCAUUGUAGGAUGGGUUGUAAUACCAUUCUCAAAGGAUGCUUGGUGGCUUUAUGUCGGAAGGCUGUCUGUGGGAUGUGGGAUGGGACUUCUUUCUUAUGUGGUUCCUGUCUACAUAGCGGAAAUAACCCCCAAGAAUCUUAGAGGAGGAUUUACAACAGUGCAUCAGUUAAUGAUAUGUUUUGGUGCAUCCCUUACCUACCUGUUUGGAACAUUCAUAACCUGGCACACCCUGGCACUAAUUGGAACUAUUCCAUGCUUAGUACAGCUUUUUGGUCUCCCCUUCAUUCCGGAGUCUCCAAGAUGGCUGGCAAAAGUUGGGAAAGGGAAGGAAUCUGAAGCCGCAUUACAGCGUCUUCGAGGAAAGGAUGCUGAUAUUUCUCAAGAAGCUUCUGAGAUCCGUGAGUACACAGAAACCCUUCAACGCAUUUCAGAAGCUAGAUUGUUUGACUUGUUUCAGCGGCAGUAUGCUCAUUCACUGAUUGUUGGAGUUGGGCUAAUGGUGCUACAACAAUUUGGAGGGGUCAAUGGAAUUGCAUUUUAUGCAAGUGCUAUUUUUGUGUCAGCAGGUUUCUCUUCGGGAAAUGUUGGGAGUAUGGCAAUGGUUGCAGUUCAGAUCCCUAUGACCACAUUGGGUGUACUAUUAAUGGAUAAAUCCGGACGAAGGAAACUUUUGAUGGUUUCUGCAGCAGGGACAUGCUUGGGUUGCUUCCUUGUAGGAUCAUCAUUUCUCUUGCAGAACCAUCAGUGGUGGACUGACUUGACUCCCAUACUGGCGCUUACUGGGAUACUGUUGUAUACAGGAUCAUUUUCACUAGGCAUGGGAGGAAUACCAUGGGUCAUUAUGUCAGAGAUAUUUCCCAUAAACAUGAAGGGUGCAGCAGGAAGUCUUGUCACACUAGUGAGCUGGUUUGGUUCUUGGAUCGUCUCAUAUGCUUUCAACUUUUUGAUGAAAUGGAGCUCUAUAGGAACUUUCUUCAUAUUCUCAAGCAUUUGUGGUUUAACUGUCCUAUUCGUUGCAAAGCUGGUACCAGAGACCAAAGGGCGAACACUAGAAGAAAUUCAAGCCUCAAUGAAUCCAUUCUCCUCCGUAAAACGUUGAGGUUCCUUGCAGGCAUCUGAGUUCCUCCCUUUAACUUUUCUUGAGAUUUCUCAUACCUCCUUCAAACUAUUGAAAAUAUAAAACUGAGACUCUGUUAACUAGCUGUACAAUUUGAAGAAAAUACCAAUGUACUCUUUUUCCUUCUCUUGUUCUAUAAUGAUGAAAAUAUCUCUGUUAUGAGGGCA